UGUGCUCCAUCUGUCAGUAGCCUACCGCGUCUGCACACAGGGAAGAAGAAGCGUGCAUUCACGUGCUGCUGGCGAGGAGAAAAAUAAGCCCGUGUGGUUGACACGUUUACGCGGUGACAGCGAACCCCGUCUCUGCGUGCGUCUUCGGGACUGUCAAGCCGUCCUUUUGUUGCGGUCGGCGGCCCGGUUGCUGGGAAGAAGGAGAGGGAACGAACGGCCGAUUUUGGCCCCUGAGAAACGCGAUCGCUCUGUGGCGAGGGGACAUGCACGACGGACAGGCUCCCUCGCGUACAUCGGCAUAAACAAGCCUCGCGUCAGAAAUCACCCAUUAUUGACGUGGACGGCAGGCGUUUACCUACAAUAGAAGGCCCGAUUGCAAUAAUCCUGCAGCAAUGCCGGGUUUCGACUACAAGUUUCUGGAGAAACCAAAGCGAAGGUUCCAGUGUCCGCUAUGCAGCAAGGCGAUGCGAGAACCCGUCCAGGUCUCUACCUGUGGACACCGAUUUUGUGACACCUGUCUUCAAGAAUUUUUAAGUGAGGGCGUCUUCAAGUGUCCAGAGGACCAGCUGCCAUUGGACUACGCUAAGAUCUACCCGGACCCCGAGCUGGAGCAGCAGAUCCUGGCCCUACCCAUCCGCUGUAUCCACAGUGAGGAGGGCUGCCGCUGGACGGGCCAGAUGAAGCAGCUCCAGGGCCACUUCUCCACCUGCGCCUUCAACGUCAUUCCGUGCCCCAACCGCUGCGCCAUCAAGCUGACGCGGCGCGACCUGCCCGACCACCUGCAGCACGACUGCCCCAAGCGGAAGGUCAAGUGCGAGUUCUGCGGCAGCGAGUUCUCCGGCGAGGCGUACGAGAACCACCAGGGCAUCUGUCCCCAGGAGAGCGUCUACUGUGAGAACAAAUGCGGGGCUCGGAUGAUGCGGCGCCUUCUGUCGCAGCACAGCAUGGCCGAGUGCCCCAAGCGCACGCAGCCCUGCAAGUACUGCGGCAAGGAGUUCGUCUUCGACACCAUCCAGAACCACCAGUACCACUGCCCCCGCUUCCCAGUCCAGUGCCCCAACCAGUGCGGCACGCCCAACAUCGCCCGCGAGGACCUGGCCAACCACGUGAAGGACAACUGCGGCAGCGCCCUUGUCCUCUGCCCCUUUAAAGACGCGGGCUGCAAACACCGGUGCCCCAAGCUGGCCAUCGGCCGGCACCUGGAGGACACCACCAAGUCUCACCUGACCAUGAUGAGCAGCCUGGUGGGCCGGCAGCGCCAGGAGAUCCUGGAGCUGCGGCGCGAGAUGGAGGAGCUGUCGGUGAGCCACGAUGGCGUGCUGAUCUGGAAGCUGGGCGACUACUCGCGCAAGCUUCAGGAGGCCAAGCUGCGCAACAACCACGAGUUCUUCAGCCCGCCCUUCUACACGCACCGCUACGGCUACAAGCUGCAGGUGUCGGCCUUCCUCAACGGCAACGGCAGCGGAGAGGGCUCGCACCUCUCCAUCUACAUCCGCGUGCUGCCCGGCGAGUACGACAACCUGCUGGAGUGGCCCUUCUCCUACAAGGUGACGUUCUCCAUCCUGGACCAGAGCGACCCGUCCCUGUCCAAGGCGCAGCACAUCACUGAGACCUUCAACCCCGACCCCAACUGGAAGAACUUCCAGAAGCCGUGCAGCACGCGCAACUCGCUGGACGAGAGCACCCUGGGCUUCGGCUACCCCAAGUUCAUCUCUCACGACGAGAUCAAGAAGAGGAACUACGUGCGGGACAACUCGAUCUUCCUCAAGGCGUCGAUAGAGAUCCCCCAGAAGAUCAUGUCCUAAGGCGCAGGUGUUUUAUUUUUUUGGGGGUUUCGCUCUUUUUUCUUUUUUAACUGUGAAGGAGUGAGGAGAAGAAAGGGGAAACGGUUUAAGGAUGGGAACUUGAGACACUUCAGCGAACUCUUAAAACACUUUUCUGUAUAAUUGUACACACUUAUCUUUUUAAGACACUUCUUCCUUUGCAGCCGCCCCCUACCCCUCCGCGACGGGGCUCGGAGCGAGUUUGAUUGGCUCUCGCUCGGCCAACCGGAUGACUCUGUCAGAGAACUCGUCUGUUUGGUCUGCGGAGCCGUCACUCUGAUUACCUGUUGUGUUUUUUUCCUUUUUGUACAAAUUUGGUUGAUGUUUUUUUUCAUUAUGUUUUUUUAAAUCUCGAUCUGCAACGAAAAGCCUUCGAUAUCAAUCAGUGCCUCAAGAGUUUAUAUAAGUUAUAUUUCAGUUUUGUUUUUGUUUUUAUCUUAAGCAUUAGCAUCUUUCGCAUCACAGAUUCUAAAGUACUGGAAACACGGAGGCGGGCUUCAGGUAGUUGAAGAAGAAGGGGGGUGAUCGGGAGGCUUUGCACUUAACAGACAACUAUGGACGCCGGAGCAUCUUGAUGUCCGGGACGGUUUCUUUUUUCAAACAACACACAACCACGUGGAGCUCCGACGAACUCUCUCAGCCCUCAACUGCCUUUUGUUUACACACUCUUAUAGUAUAUACUCCCCGCCGAUCCGUUAACACAUUCAAGGAGAAAAAGAGAUUACCGUUCAUAAAUGUAAGUCGUCCGAUUAACAGAGUGUACCCCCCCCCCCCUCCUGUGUGUUGUGCUGACCCCCCCCCCCCCCCUCGGUGCAGCCGUGUGUGAUUCGUGGUUGAUACUUCCUGUUCCUGUCGUCGGUUUGUGUUCAUGGAACAUCGUGACGUCGUUACCAAAACACGCACACAUACACACAUACAAAUGCGUACGAACUGACACACACACACACACACGCACACACACACACACACACAUACACACAAACACACACAAGCACACACACACACACACACGCACGCACGCACACACACACACACACACACACACACACACACACACACACACACACACACACACACACACACACAGACACACACUGUCACACACGCUCAACAUAGGAGUUUGAGGAUGUUUUUAUCCUAUUGUGGAAUCCCACAAUAGACAAAGCACCUUCGUUUGGGUUCCUUAAAAUGGGCCAAGCAACCAAAGGAAAGGCCAGUCAGAAGGGGUGAAGGUCCGAUGUGUGUUGGAAAGCUGAAGCCAUGUGGCCUUUUUCUAUGUCUUGGCAUGAGUCUGGAGAGGAAGAAGAGAUUGAACCAGUGCAUGCUUUGUGUGCUAUCACCCGGACCACCUUCUUUUAAAAUACUGUAAUCGGUAUCCUUGAAAAACUCUCGCUCUCUCGGUUCCUAAUUUGUUCUUUUUUUCCGGGGACGGUGACAGUCGGGACGAACGGAAACGGUCCGCCGUCGGACGGAACGACGUUGUGUUUUGUUUUUUUAUAUACAUGGAGAAUGUGAACACUGUUGAUAAUCUGCAUCCCUGGAAAGGACCAUGAUUAGACGUUAGAAGAUUGAGCUGUGAAUUGCGUUGUUUCUCCGUUCCCUCAGCAGAUUGGGUCGAGGAUGCUGAGAUUUUCUUUUGGUUUUAAAGCCUCCUCUGGAAAACCUGGC
This is a messenger RNA of Gadus chalcogrammus (walleye pollock), 3491 nucleotides long. It is a transcript of the gene traf4a, whose product is annotated as tnf receptor-associated factor 4a. The coding region runs from base 393 to 1805 and encodes 470 amino acids. The record is from RefSeq and is a predicted model, not a curated record. Gene Ontology annotation, biological process: positive regulation of JNK cascade; activation of NF-kappaB-inducing kinase activity; signal transduction. Gene Ontology annotation, molecular function: protein binding; zinc ion binding. The transcript is spliced from 7 exons. NCBI's taxonomy places the organism in Eukaryota, Metazoa, Chordata, Actinopteri, Gadiformes, Gadidae.